This is a messenger RNA of Branchiostoma floridae (Florida lancelet), 1623 nucleotides long. Its product is annotated as 2-iminobutanoate/2-iminopropanoate deaminase-like. The record is from RefSeq and is a predicted model, not a curated record. Bases 103 to 513 code for a protein of 136 amino acids. Gene Ontology annotation, cellular component: cytosol. The transcript has a single exon. NCBI's taxonomy places the organism in Eukaryota, Metazoa, Chordata, Leptocardii, Amphioxiformes, Branchiostomatidae. Gene Ontology annotation, molecular function: deaminase activity.
CCCGUCGGUGAGGUCAAACUGAGGUCAGACAGACGGAGUGAAUGGUGAGUUGUCACAACGCUGCUCGGCAAAAACUACAAGCCAAAAUCACACUAAAACAAGAUGGCAGGAGUGGUUAGAAGGAUCAUCAGCACAGCGAAGGCCCCAGCCGCCAUCGGGCCGUACAGCCAGGCUGUGGUGGUCGGGGACACCAUGUAUAUCUCCGGGCAAAUCGGCAUGGACCCCGCGUCGGGCAACCUCGUAUCGGGAGGGGUGGUUCCCGAGGCUGAGCAAGCACUGAAGAACAUGGGUUCGAUUCUCGAAGCCGCCAACAUCGACUACAGCCACGUGGUGAAGGCGACCGUCCUGCUGGCGGACAUCAACGACUUCGCUGCCGUCAACGAGGUGUACAAGAAGUACUUCCCGGCCAACCCGCCCGCACGGGCCGCCUUCCAGGUCGCCGCCUUGCCGAAGAACGGACGUGUGGAGAUAGAGGCCAUCGCCAUCGCUAACCAUAUAGUGGAUCGUUCUUGAAGAGAAUCAUCUCUCCAGAUCUUCAGUCUCAACAGUCUUCUCUCUAGUGGGACCAUUCUCAAAAGAAAACUGUUAACAAAUCUUAACCUCAAAAGUGUAAUGUUCACAAAGAUCCUCAGUUUAGGCCAGUAUCGAGGUGGGAGGGAGGGGGGCGUGUCCUGGUGGUUAUUUUAUUAGCCUGGAAUACAGUCUUGUUUAAGUUCCAGUCCGCGAAUUAGCCACUGUUGGAGGCGGACAAAAACUAUCAGGGCUGUAGGUUAGGGAAGGCAGUCUCACUACCAGGUUCUGAACAGCUUAACUAUGGAAGCUCCCAGUACUGAACUAGGCACAGAGCCAUUAGAGAUCAUUAGAGGUUCAGGUUGAAUUAUUUUUAAGGAAUAUUUGAACGUGUAUGUUAUACAGUCCGGACCUGCAGUUUGUAGUGAGUAUGACUUUCCCUGGUUCUAGGACCAAAAUCUACAGACUAGAGCUUGGGAAAAUUUGACGUUGUUUGUAUAUGCAAUCGUUACCUAAAUGUGUAGGUAUGAGUGUGACUACUCCUAGUACAAGGACCAAAACCUACAUCAAAUUCAAAGCUACAACGUCAUAUUGUCAAAGACUCUUCCAUGCUGUUGACUGUUCGUAAAUACUGUUACACUACUCAAAGUUGCGCCCGGUCCCAACGACCCAUGUAUACAAUCAGUAUAAAUUACUGGAUGAUUUUGACCACAAUGUCGCUGUACUUGGGUGAAUUAGGUAUAGUUAUUUUGGCCCCACCGCACGGAGCAUAGAAAAGGCUAUUGGUAUUGCAAUAGCUAGACACCCUCCCCUGCACUGUGUGAGAAACAACAUAAUAAAUUGAUAAGAGCAAAGUGUAGGACACAGGCCUUAUGGUUGAUGGAGAGUAGUUUUGUUUCACGGGGCUGUCAGUUGUGCAAAAGCAAAGAUUGUUACCAGUUGCAAGUGUAUUUUUUUCAGUUUAACCAAUUAUCUCACGCAAUAUCGGACACAAACGGAUUAUCAAGUGUUGUCUUGAACAGCAAAAAUUGGUGUAUGUUCCUUAGAUAGUCAAUUAUAGUUCAGUUGUGUUGUAUUGAGAUAUCCUCGAAAUAAACAAGGUACAGCACAAAA